AUGGCCGGCGAAGCUGACCGCCUGUGCAGCAGGAGGCGCCGUGAUCGGCGGUGGGGCCGUGCACAUGGUCGAAAAAAAAAGACGUCCGGCCGUGGUCAAGCAGACCAAGCCCGGCGAAAGAUCGUCCAUCGCCAGGUUUCCGGCCAAGGCGUGCGUCGGGUCGUGACGCGCCGGACGUCCCCGCCAUCCCGUGCCGCUGCCCGCCGCUGCCGCCGGUCGUCAGCAGCGGAAUUUAUCAUUCCGGCCGUGAUCGGCGGUUGGGGUGGCGGCGGCUGGGGCAGUGCUUUGGCGGAGGUUUCGGGGCGGCUGGCGGCGGUUUCGGCUUUGGCGGCGGAUCGAACGGUAAUACCUCGACCAGCAGCGGCGGGCCGGAGCUCAACCUCAUCGGUAUCGGGCGGAUCGGGUGGUUCGCCGACCUCCACCGAGGUUCGUCCACAUCCACCGGCGGAUCAUCGACUCGACCGGCGGUGUCAGCAGCACCUCGUCUUUCGGGUACGUGUCGUCGACCAAGCCCGUCGUCGGGCGAUGUCAGUACUCGACCUCGGAGCGCGUCAUCGACCUCGUCCGCCUCGUCGAGCGGCUAUGGGUCGAGCAGCGAUGGCUGGUCGUCCAAUGGUUCGUCGCCAGUUCGGCCUCGAGCGCGUCGUCGCGCAUCCUCCGCCAGCAGUGCCUCGUCUUCCGGGCAAUUCGACCGGUGGUCCGCCGACCCGCAGCCCGCGCCACCGAUGGUGUUGUUGUUCGGCGGCGCGGCGGCGCGCUGGUGAUCCGGCGGUUUCGCAAACGCGCUGA
This is a messenger RNA of Acanthosepion pharaonis, 789 nucleotides long. NCBI's taxonomy places the organism in Eukaryota, Metazoa, Mollusca, Cephalopoda, Sepiida, Sepiidae. The record is from the annotation of a GenBank genome assembly.